UUUUCGCCAUUGCACAUGGCUUCGCGGCUAUUUAAUAAGUUUCUGGAGAGCCUGCGAACAACACAGAGUUCAAUACACGUGAAAAUGAAGAUGAAGAUGGCUUUAAGUUUAGUAUGUCCCCUCCUCCUUUUGUUUCUCUCUGCACUGCCUUGUUAUAUUUCUUUGCUGCAUUCGCCUUCUUACUACUCUGAUCAACAAGCUCUUCUCUCUUUUAAACAUUCACUUUCUCUCCACCCCAACAAUUCUUUGUCCGAUUGGUCUCCCCAUCAUUACCUCUGCAACUGGACUGGUGUGGCCUGCUCUUCUCGUCAUCAGCGUGUGGUUUCCUUGAAUCUCACAGGUAUGUCUUUAGCAGGCCCCAUCUCUCCUUUCCUUGGCAAUCUCUCUUUUCUUAGAGUACUUGCUCUCCGGAAUAAUAGCUUUCACGGCCAAAUUCCUUCUCAACUGGGGAAUCUUUUUCGCCUUAGAGUACUUAGAUUGUCCAAAAAUAAAUUGGAAGGCUCCAUUCCCUCCACUCUGGCUAACUGUUAUUCUUUGCAACGUCUCAUUCUAUCCUAUAACCUUUUGAGUGGAAUUAUACCUUCCCAGCUUGGCCUUCUCUCACAUUUACAGAUCCUUGUUCUAGGGGUAAACAAACUAACAGGCAUAAUCCCGCCUUCUCUAGGAAACCUGUCAUCUUUAGUUGACUUGAAGUUGGGGGAAAAUAAACUCCAUGGUGAUAUUCCCAUUGCUCUUUCCAACUGCACUCUUCUCCAAAAUCUUUCCCUUGACAGCAACACCCUGACAGGAGUAAUUCCUAACAAAUUAGGUAUGCUUACCCAACUCAGAGAGCUUUAUCUUUCACACAAUAAUUUGACAGGAGUAAUUCCCAUUGCCCUUUCCAAAUGCACUCUUCUCCAAAUUGUGUCAUUAGCUUCUAACAAAUUAACUGGCCAUAUUCCUAAUGAACUGGGUAUGCUUAAUCAACUUAGAGUGCUUUAUCUCAACGACAACAACUUGACAGGAGUGAUCCCUGAUUCCAUUUCCAACUGUACUCUUAUCCGAGUUUUACAAUUAAAUCACAACCAAUUAACUGGUCGCAUUCCUUCAGAGUUAGGCAAAUUGUUCCAACUUGAAAAACUUCUUUUAUGGGGUAAUCAUCUUGUGAGCGGAAGUCGUGGCUUGUCUUUUCUAACAGCCUUGUCUAAUUGUUCCUCUUUAAAAUAUCUACAGUUGUCUGAGAAUUAUCUUACUGGCACUUUGCCCUCUUCUAUUAGCCAUUUAUCAAGCCGACUCUUUUCUUGGACAUUGGACUCCAAUAAAAUUGAGGGAAACAUACCAAAUGGUAUUGGAAACCUCACAAACCUGGUAAUAUUAGAUUUAUCUAAUAAUCAUUUCAGUGGUUCCAUUCCAUUAGCACUCAGUCACCAUCCAAAUCUUCAAAAGUUGUUUUUGGAUAAAAAUAAUUUGAAUGGAAGAAUUCCAGAGAGUUUUGGUCAUGCAAAAAGACUUGGAUUAUUGUCAUUAAGUGAAAACAUGAUUUCAGGUGAAAUUCCAAAAAGUCUUGGUGAUCUUCCACAACUAAGAGAUCUUGUUCUUCAUCACAAUCAAUUGUCAGGGAGACUACCUGCUAGUUUAGGGAGAUGCAUCACUUUGGAAAAGGUGGAUUUGGCUCACAACAAACUAGAAGGAAAUAUACCUCUUGAAUGGGCAGCUCUUGAAAAUCUCCAAUUUUAUUUCGAUAUUUCCAACAAUUUAUUACAAGGUUCUAUUUCAGUAAUGAGUAAAAUGGUAAUGGUCCAAGCUAUAGAUGUGUCUGUCAACAACUUCUCAGGAAAUAUUCCAGAUGUGCUAUCAAGUUGCACAAACUUACUGUAUUUGAAUCUUUCAUGUAAUUCAUUUGAUGGCCUAAUACCAACAUCACUCACAAGUCUAAAAAAUCUUCAGGUUAUUGAUCUCUCAAGCAACAAUUUGUCAGGUACGAUCCCAAUGGCUUUCCAAGAAAUGAAAAUGCUUCAAUAUAUCAAUCUCUCUUCAAACAACUUAAUAGGAGAAGUUCCAAAGAGAGGAGUUUUUGCAAGAAUUGACAAGUCAGCAGUUUCUGGAAAUGUUGGCCUCUGUGGUGACUGGAUUAAAUUACAACCAUGCUUUGAUUCCAAACACAAACAAUUCUUGUUCUCUAAAAAGGUGAUAAUACUAGUUGUGAUUAGCAUUGCAAUCUUCAUCAUGUCUUCUGCAGUGUUCUUAUUUUUUUAUAGGAGGAAUACAAAUCAAAAUAUCCCAAACCUCAACUUUGGGCCUGAAAGGAUUUCAUAUGAAGAGCUUGUAGAUGCAACUAGUGGAUUUAGCCAAACCAAUCUAUUAGGAGUUGGUAGUUUUGGAUCUGUUUAUAGAGGGAUUCUCAAAAAUGGUACAAAUACUGCUGUUAAAGUUCUCAAUUUGCAGGAUGAAAAUGCUAUCCGAAGUUUUGAAACAGAAUGCAAUGUGCUAAAGAGAGUUAGGCAUCGCAAUGUGAUCAAAAUUAUUUCAGCAUGUUCUAACCUUGAUUUUAGAGCAUUGGUUCUUCCAUUCAUGUCAAAUGGAAGUUUAGAGAGAUGGCUAUAUCCUCAGGGAGGACAUGAAUGCAGAUUAAAUUUGGCUGACCGAUUAAGAAUAGCAAAGGAGAUAGCACAAGGAAUGGAAUAUCUACAUCAUUAUUGUUUUGUUCAAGUUAUUCAUUGUGACCUGAAACCCAGUAAUGUGUUAUUAGGGAAUGACAUGACUCCACAUAUAGCAGACUUCGGCAUUACAAAACUCUUAUUUGAGAAUUCAAUGAAUUCAUUGACUUCUACAACUGCACUAAAGGGAUCUAUUGGCUACUUUGCACCAGAGUAUGGACUUGGUGGGAGUGUUUCAACAAAAGGAGAUGUCUACAGCUAUGGAAUUCUACUUUUAGAAUUGUUGACAAGGAGGAGACCAACAGAUACCAUGUUUGUAGAAGGUAUUAAUCUACCAAAAUGGGCAAGUAUAGAUUUUCCAAAUAAAAUUGAAGAAGUGGUGGACAACCAACUGCUUAGAGAUGUUAAUGAGUCAAAUAAAGCAAUGGUGUUAACAUGCCUUAGUCAAUUUAUGCAAGUAGGAUUGGUUUGCACAAGGGAGCUGCCGCAACAACGUCCGAAUAUGAUGGAGAUAGUUGAAAGAUUAGAAAAAAUAACAAGUGCAUUUCUCGGUACUCCAAGAGAUUUUCAUUUGCCAAUAAAUAUCUUACCUUUGCUUGAGAGUACAAAUGAACCAAGAAAUUGUAAUUCAAGGAGCCCUAAAAAUUGGUCUACAUCUACAUCUUAGCUCUUCACUCAACUAAUAGCAAGUGUUAAGUAUUCCUGUCUGGUUUUGUCAUAAAUUAUUUCUUAUAGAAAACCUUUUUUAAUAAUUUACUAUAUGAAUUUAGUCAA
Molecule: messenger RNA, 3410 nt
Organism: Cryptomeria japonica (Japanese cedar)
Lineage: Eukaryota; Viridiplantae; Streptophyta; Pinopsida; Cupressales; Cupressaceae
Product: LRR receptor-like serine/threonine-protein kinase GSO2
Exons: 2
Coding region: 16-3303 (1095 amino acids)
Biological process (GO): protein phosphorylation
Molecular function (GO): protein kinase activity; ATP binding; protein binding
Source: RefSeq, a predicted model, not a curated record